Messenger RNA from Leptopilina heterotoma, 1531 nucleotides. RefSeq lists its product as uncharacterized. The record is from RefSeq and is a predicted model, not a curated record. Bases 446 to 868 code for a protein of 140 amino acids. The transcript is spliced from 4 exons. Lineage: Eukaryota; Metazoa; Arthropoda; Insecta; Hymenoptera; Figitidae.
UACUGAUGCUGACAGUAUGUGGGUGGAUUUGUAGUUUUGAUGACGUAAUAAGAGGAGUACAUCUGUGAGUUUCAAAAAGAAGGGGUAGUUUGUUGGUUUGACAAAAUCAUUCUUUGCGAUAUACUUUUGAAGAGAAAGGAAGGGGUUGGUGUAUAAAUGUGGGGCGCGCAAGCUCCACCAAUCACUCGCCCUCUAACCACCAAACUAAAAGCGCCAGUACCAAAAAAUACUUGAAUCCAAAGAGUGUUAGAAAAAAAUUUUCAACCCCCACAAUUUUCUGUUCGAGGCGCAGUAACAAUUCUUUUGUGUUUCGUGCUCUUCGUGCUCCGGAAGAAGAGGAGAGGCGUUUGAAGACAUCGAGAACCAAAAAUUGAACAAAAGUUACGUGCGGAACCCUCUUUUAUCAAAAAAUUAAUACAGGAAUAUCUUCUUUACUUCCGAUAAAAUGGCAUUACGUGAAUGCGUUUUUCUGUUCAGUGUGUUAAUAACAUUUGCCCAUGCUCGAGCAGUAGUCGUCAAUUGCGAAAUGUACCCUUUCCACAGUCAAUGUCGAGGUGUACAAACAAAAAGAUUUGUCAUUGAACCAGGACACAAAAAUCAACACGAAAAUGAAUUCAAAAAUUUGAAUUCUCCCUCGUUUAAGGAAGAAUAUAAUGGCUUGAAGAAUUCUAGACUUUGGACAACUCUUUUGGACAAUGGUCUCAGCACAGAUGAUCUUUAUGACGUUUAUGCCUCGUCGAGUGCUUCAACGAGAGGAAACAAUAAAAAGAAUAAUAGAAAAAACAGCAUCAAAGACAGACUAAGGAUCAGAAGAAUACCAAUAAGAGAUUUUUUGUCGGACCUCGAGUUUCUCGACAGCGAUUAUUAAGAAGAAAUUUUAAGAAAAACUCACAUCUAAAGUAAAAUAUAUUUCAUUCAAAAGACUUUUCACUCAGCUACUCGUUCAAAAUGAUCUCUCUCUCUCUCUCUCUAUCUAUCUCUCGCUAUCUCUCUUUUUCUCUCGACCAGUAAAUAAUUUCUCCUUCUAUCAAAAAAGAGAUUGACAAAUGAAAAAUUUAUCUUUCUAUAUAAAUAAAGAAUAAAUGUUUCUUUGAUAAUUCUCUCCGAACAUAUAAUAAUAAUAAUAAAAAACAAAAAAGAAACAAAAUAAGUUAACUGCUAUCAAAAUUUUAUGAAUUUUAACUUGCAAAAAAAAAAAAAGAAAAAAAAUGUCCAAAAUUUUUCUACUCUAUUUCAUCGCAAACAAACAAACAAAAAUAUUCUUUCGAUUCCAUAGAAAUUUUGAGUAGUUUUUCAAAAUUCCAAACUAAAAAAAAAUAGAAAGAUACAUAUUAUUUUAAAAAUCUAUUUUCUCUAGAAAACGCAAAAUUUUUAUGGAAUCUUUCAAUUUUUCAUUGUGAACUUUUUUUAAAUUUUUUUUGUUCUUUUGUAAUGGAAAAAUGAAACGCUUCUUGUGAAAGUAUUAAAUAUUGUUGUUAUAAUUCAACAUUAUUUAAAAGAUGAAACUUUUUGUCCAUAAUUACUCAAAAAC